CAAGGAAACCAGUCAACGCCGCGGUGAUGAAACAGAAAACUGAGGUUUACAUAAGCCGUAUCGUCGUUAUUUAGUGAUCGUCAUCUUCUCUCGCAUUCGGCUUUGCCUCCCGCACACUUUCGCCCCGGACCCAGCGCUCGAUAAUGGUCUUUGUGAAUGCAAAAAGUUCGCCUGCGAAUCCUGCAUCAAGGGCCACCGCUCGUCCUCGUGCCAUCAUACCAGCGCCCGCUCUUUGAGAAUCAGAAGAAAGGCCGCCCCGUGUCGCAGUGCGAGAAAUGUCGGGAACUGCGCCAGUCGCGCCGGGUGCAUUCGAAAUGCAACUGCCCGCAGGGGAACAGCCCUCUCGCGGUCUGCUGCUGCCUUCGUCCUCAGCCAAUCCCGGAGAUAAUUCCGUCGCUCGGCACUCCCCAACGGAUUGCGGGAUGCUCUGCGGUCCGAACCCACUCCCGGACUUCUAAUUCCGGCAGCGAGGUG
Mycena citricolor is the source of this 474-nucleotide messenger RNA. The record is from the annotation of a GenBank genome assembly. NCBI's taxonomy places the organism in Eukaryota, Fungi, Basidiomycota, Agaricomycetes, Agaricales, Mycenaceae.